This is a messenger RNA of Stylonychia lemnae, 2301 nucleotides long. The record is from the annotation of a GenBank genome assembly. Lineage: Eukaryota; Ciliophora; Spirotrichea; Sporadotrichida; Oxytrichidae.
AUGGUUGCCUCUACUUUUGAAUCAGUCAAAGACAAUACAAAUACUCAUAAUUUCAAAUCAAUUCUUACACCAUCCUCAACAAAUUCCAAUAAAAAUCAGUUAUUUAAAUCAAUUGCAGCUAUAAAUAACUCAAAGUUUCAAGUAAUAAAGUAGCAGUCUUCAGAAAAUAACACUUAUUUCUCCAAUAUGACUCACAAUCAAUCACCUUACAGACAAGAUAAUGCUAAAAAUAAUCAAUACUAAUCAAUAAUCUUGUAGAAUACUGAUAAUAGAGAUGAAAUAGCAAAAAGAUAGGACAGUCAAUCAAGUUUUAAUUAUCAAUAAAUCAGUUCAAUUCCAAUUAAUGCUCAAUAUUUGCAUCAUAAAAUGUCUGCUUAGGUCUCGCAAAUAUUACCCACAAUAAUUAGUUAAACAUCUUCAACCCCGAAUCUGUUUCAAAAUGAGUCUUAUUUUAGAACGAUAAGCAUUGAUAAUCAGAAUAAUUAGAGAACAGCAAAUCAGAGGCCAACUAUCCCAAUUAAAUUUAUGAGUACAAUGCAAUUAAACAAUGAUAAUGACAGCAGGAAAAAUUUGAAUGAUGGCAUAAAAUCUCUCAAGUUUAAAUCUAUACGAAUACCUUAAUACUCAGGCUAAAAGGUUGAAAGCAUAUUGCCUUUAAGAUAAAAAAAUAAACAAAAUAAAACACCAAAAACCAAGUUCGAGUAGGAUUUGAUUUUCAGCAAACUUCAAAAGCCUACUCUCUCUAAAGCUAAAAAGGUAUUGGAUAAAAGGCCACUUAUUUCAAUGUAUACUAAGACUCAAAUCAUUUAAAAUAAUUAGAAUGACAACGAUUAUUAAAAUGAUCAAGCAUAUUAAGAUUAGGUCCUACUCUAGUAAUAUGAAGACUAGUAAGAGCAAAUUCCUAAAUUUGUUAUCACUCAACCUCUAUCUCUAAAAAGAGAAUAAGUUAUAAGCGCUUUCCUUGAUAAACGACAGAAACCUGAUCCAUAAUAAGAUUCUUUAUCUAAGAAAAAUAGUCAUCAUGCAAGCUAUUAAAAAAUAGUCCUACCUGCAUCAUCUGCAAUAGUAAAAAGAGUUACUAACUUUGAAAAAGAUGUCUUGUCAAGCCUAUUAAAUCAGUAUGAUCAAGAUAACUUAGAUAAAAUAAAUAGGGAAAUUGAGCUAAAUAAGGCUUCAAAGCAUGAUAAACUUAUUUAGUUAAUAAAUCAUUGCUAGUCUAAUACUCUUGACUAUAUCAAAGAGCCAUAAAAGAAAACUGAGGAGUAAUUGGAAAAAUUAUAAAAAGAGAUAGAAUACUAUAACCGAUCUAAAAAGAGCAGAUUGACUAUGAUUGAUGGUAUAAGUGUAAAUGGAAAUCAGAUAGACUUUGAUCCCAAUGUAAUAAGACCUUAGUAAAAUAUAUAAAAGUUGAAGUCUAAGCAGCAGUCAAUUUUAGAUGAAUAGAAGGAAGACAACUUGACUGAAUUGCAAGAUAAAGAGUAUUAAAUUGAUCUAAGAAAAAAUAUUAUGAAGUAAAAUAACAUCAGACAAGCAUUUAAGCUGAUAGAGUAUGAUGAAACUGAUGUUAAUAAAGUACCAGUCGUAAAUACUAUUGAAAAAGAAGAGAUAUUAAGCUAAGAAGAGGAUAUAGAUUAAGCAAACAUAAGAGUCAAAGCUAUGGAAAAGUAUAUUGACAAAGCCCAUUGUCAUAUUAAAGAAACAUUUUAAAAGACUUAAAAUGACGUAGCUACCUUAGAGAAUGAAAAACUGAAGACUGAUUUUAGAGUUGAUUAAGAAGCUUUGAAUCCAGUAUUAGCAUAAAAACUUGAAGAAAUUUGUGAGAAGAUAAAAUUUGGUGAUACAUUGCAAGUUUAUAAGUUACUCUAGUUUGGCUAAUCUGCCUUGCAUAUUGCUGUAAAAAGAAGACAGUAUGCAGUUAUAGAUGUGCUACUUCACUUUAAUGCAGAUCCAUUCAAUAAUCUUAAUAAUCUAUUAAAAUCUCCUUAUAAAUUGGCUUUAAAAAUCGGUGAUGUCAGAAUCCUAGAUAUGUUCAAUGAAGUUAAGAAUGAAACAUAUCCUUUUAAUCACAGCAAAUUUGAUUCACUUCAGUAUCUAGACUCAAUUAGAGCUCCCGAGCAGAUAAAAUUCUAGAAGCACUAAGAAAUGAUCUCACAAUUCAAAGUGGACCUGGAGGAUGAAAGGAAAAAGAAAGAAGAGUACGACAAAAAGAGACUUAAUGGUUAAACCAAAGAUAACAAUUAUCCAGCUGAUGUAAAUAGCUCAUCUAAGGAGCUCAAAUUUAGUGGGCUUAAAGUCUGGUGA